This is a messenger RNA of Aureobasidium musti, 1728 nucleotides long. NCBI's taxonomy places the organism in Eukaryota, Fungi, Ascomycota, Dothideomycetes, Dothideales, Saccotheciaceae. The record is from the annotation of a GenBank genome assembly.
AUGCCUUUCCGACCCCAACACUCGUUAGUCAUGAUUGACGUCGACAAAAUGCAUACCAUCGACACUCGUUCCGUCGAGGACCUCUUUGGAAUGUGGUCAGUUUUUAACAAAAUCUCAGACGCAAUGGAGGAUGGCAAGCGACUAGAAAAUCUCAGUUGGCGUCUAUGGAAUCGCGAGACAUUCGUGUGUUCUCGCAUGCCGCGUGCGCGAAAGAACAUUCCUCUGCCCGCCCUUUCGAGCAGCGUAUCGUCGUCGGAAGAGUCGGACGAAGAAGAUGUGUCGUCAUUGCUGCCUUCCCCCGUUGUGAGACCCGAAUUGAGAAGGAGCGAGUCCUCGGAGCACCGCAGCCGUGGCCGCCAACAGAACCACAUCACGCCCAUCGACCUCGAGAAGAUGGUCAUCUCCAUCAAGGAAAAGAAGAGUCUUGAACCGCUAUCUGCACUAUCCAUGCCUUCGCCUACUAUGCCCAGCCCGCCGUCUUCCGAUGACCACCAAACACCUACCGCCACGAAAUCAACCACAUCUGCACCGGCACUUUCACCUGCGCCCGCAGCUGCAUCUGCAUUAGUCUCCGAAAAGCCUGUUGCCACUCCCAUCCCUACCAUCGCCGCACCUAGUCAUCUGGAAUCGUCCACCUCCACCGUUAGUAGCACCGACUCCCAGGCCAUUGCAUCGUCUUCCGAAAGUUCGUCCACCGAAAUGAGCACCCACAAUAUUGUACGAGGCUUCAGACCUGAGGUGCCUUCAUCCUACCGCUCGCAAACAAACCUUGCCGCAACCCAACCGACACCCAUUCUCAAGACCUCGCCUCAAUAUCGUCCGGACCGCCUCAACCGCCCAAAGAAGGGUGCAACCUUCACCCUCGGUGCUUCGUCUGGCGAAGAGGAGAGCUCUCUUGACAGCCAUAUGGGACGCAACAGUGUCGGCUCGUUAUCGACCGGUAUGCCGCAGCCGCCAAAAAAGCAUGCAUCAUUCAGGGACAUCAUCCAAGACAGGGCCAUCACUGAUAGUCCCGUGUUUGAAGAGUCUGAUGACGAGGAUGACGAUGAUGCUUUCGAGAGUGUUAUCGAGGAGGACGAAGACUCGUCCGACUGGGAAGAUGAUGAUGUUGGCGAGAGUGGUAACUCUUCAGCAGACGAAAACAAGAGCAUGUUCCGUCGGGUGGACUCGCAGCCCAACCUUACCUCACGUCGCUCUAUGCUAACAACCAUGAUGCACGAACCGGAUCGCGCCCGCGCUAUGGCAAGCGCUGCAUCGCGCUCUACNCCUGCUCUUCGACGUUCGCGUGGUGCUUCACCUAACGGACCCUCGGCCACUCCAUCACCACACCGUCGGGAGGUUGAGCGUGCUGGCCCGGACUUCACCUCGCAUCCUUCGCAACUCUCUCAGCAAGCUCAAGAUACUUCAGAAUCCUCGCAACCACGACCAAUCAUCAUGACUACCUCGAACACACAUCAACCUGCUCUUUCACCACGAACCACCAGACGCAACAUGCUUUCCACUGAGUUGACAGAGUCGCUGCGCAAAAACCUUCUCUGGGAACGCCAGCACAAGAGCUCCAACAACCUAGCCGCCAUGAAGCGUAGACACACCUCUCACGACAUCAAAAAUCUCAAACAGCAUCCUGAGCCACAGAUGGUCAUGUCGGUCAAGGAGAACGAUAAGAAGAAGUUCUCCAACGAAUACUUCAACCAAGGACUUCAGGAAUACCACGCCAAAGGCUGGUAA